AUGUCUGUCGAAAAGAUGAUUAAGCUGACUCGAAGUGAUGACCAGUCGAUUACUGUCACUUUCGGAACCGAUACUUUUACAAUUGCCUUCUUCGAAGUCCCCAGGGUUAGCGACAAUGCAGAACGUCGCUUCCAGCGUGUUCGCGAGCCACGGGCAGACGUUAAUGAGACCAAAGAGACGAACACUCCAGGGCCCCACAACUUUCCCUUCACUAUAUACGGUUCCCCAACAGAAGAUGAUGCCAAAGACAAGAAGAAGGAGAAGCAGGGAAGCGGAAGCCACUUCCUUGCCAUCAAAGAUGACAAGGCCUUCGCAAUUCGCAUAGUUGGAGACUGCAAGGAGUCUGCUUUCAAGGUCAAGGUCAGAGUGGGGGGUGUGAAUGUUCUCCAGCACACCACAUUUGGGAGGAAGAGUCAAGACUACUUCGUCGUCUCCGAGCAGAAAUGGAUUUGGGGAAAGCAAGUCGGCAAGGAUACUGCACGUCAAUUUCGUGUUCUCCGUCGUGGAAGAGAGAGACUGUCUCUCCGGUACCAGCUCCGGAAUAACAACAUUAAGAAAGAAGUCGAGAUUAAAAUCACUUCCCGCCGUCUAGCUCUGCCAACCGGCUCAAGCAGUUAUUUCCCGCCAGCCUCUACAGGUAUGACUUCGGCCGGUCCGGACUUUGGUGGUUUGUGCGCCACGCAUAUUCCUGUUAUCACUAGAGGUAUGCUACGUUGUAUCAUGCUACAGCAAGUUCAUCAUUCAACACCACCGCCAUCUUUAUUUGACGCAGAUCAUUUCAAACACUUAUCCUCCGACGAUAAGGCGCCAACACCGCAGGUAGCCUUUCAAGAACUUCCUUCCAAUAACGCGGGUUUGUCAACCCCCGACAGCCAUGGCAUAGUACCACCGGGAUCACCGCUACUGACAACCUCCCACGAACCGGAUUCCGAAGACUUCUUGGUUGACGAGGAGUUUUUCGACACAAUGCCCUACGGCGAUACCACGCCAGCAUCGCUGCAAGGAUUGCCUCAAGCACCCCAAAUCCAUAGGUUUGGGCCGCCAUCUCGCGCAGACCCUACAGAGGUUGUCAUCUCUUCAUCCAGCGAUGAUACGCCAAGUAGCUCACAAUCACAACAAAUCAGUCAAGCCCCUGCUUCCAAUGAUACCGAUUCAUCCAACUCCUCCUUACAGUACAUGUCCGGAGUCCCGACCAUAAGCUACAGGCCGUCACUACCAGCACGAGCGGAAUCGGUGCUACGACCACCAGCAGGAGUGGAAUUAGUAUCACUACCACCAUCACUGGUAUCAGAAACACGGGUACAUAGCCAGGCAAUAAUUAUAGAUGUAACACCACAACCCGCCAGCAAUCAAGAAAGCAUCCACUCUGACCUCGAAGAGGACAUGCUUCCGCACCAGAUGGUCGUUGGAACUGGCGGUCUAAUCGAGCAAAUCGUCUGCCCGGACAAACACCCCGAAUUGAUUGACGGUGAAACCGUGACACUCAAGUUCAAAAUCGUCGACGACCCACGAUACCUGCCAAAACACCUGCAGAAUCUGGCAGAACCAGAAGAAACAGCUGUAGGAGGCAUGCGUAUUCGUGGAACCGGACCUGGUGGAAACUACCACGAGGUGCCAAACCCGCCUACAGGAACCUUUCGAGCUCUCGCGCCGGUUGUUACGGAUCCGGAUGGGUUGAGACGGGAUAUCAGGUCGCCUAUGGAGAUGGAGCUGAGCGUUGAUGGGCAUGGGGAGCCGCUGGAGCCGCCGGAAGAUUCGGGGGAUGGGUCGGUGGGAGAGCGGGAUGAGGGGGGCAGGGCGACAGAUGAUGGAGGAGAUGAUGGCGAUGCAAGAGGGUUCCAGGUGCUUUGGGGAGAGGCCGAAAAUCAGCCACGGGGUUUGAUGAAUGACAUACGGAUGAAGAAAAAGAGGAGGGAACAACGGAAGCGAGGUGGGGUGGGGAUGAUGGCUGAGAAGCGAGAGGAGCCAAAAAGUGAGCGGAGUUCGAGAUGGCGGAGGUUUGUUGAUGCGUUGAGGCGAGUUUUGACUUUGGCUCGGUAAAGUCCAGGUUGUCUGGUUUCUUGUGAUGAUAAACUGGCAGUGACUGAGCACAAGUUCUGAAUGAAGAGACCAGUCAUAACAUUGGUGGACAUGCUCUGGAACUUUGUCCACUGCGUCUUCAGGGUAACAAUUCCAGGCACUACUCAUUUUCUUUCGAGAAUGACACUUCCAUCGAAU
Molecule: messenger RNA, 2217 nt
Organism: Neurospora crassa OR74A
Lineage: Eukaryota; Fungi; Ascomycota; Sordariomycetes; Sordariales; Sordariaceae
Exons: 3
Coding region: 1-2040 (679 amino acids)
Source: RefSeq, a predicted model, not a curated record